This is a messenger RNA of Pochonia chlamydosporia 170, 405 nucleotides long. Its product is annotated as glyoxalase-like domain-containing protein. The record is from RefSeq and is a predicted model, not a curated record. The coding region runs from base 1 to 405 and encodes 134 amino acids. Lineage: Eukaryota; Fungi; Ascomycota; Sordariomycetes; Hypocreales; Clavicipitaceae. The transcript has 2 exons.
AUGUCCGAUUGGAAGCCACCAGCCUUUGGAACACCCGUCUGGAUCGGAAUACCAGCCACAGACGUUGCUCGUGCUUCCGCCUUCUACAAAAAGGUGUUCAAUAUCCCCUUCAAAGACCCUAGCUCCGAAUCAAAUGAAUGUCGUCUUUUUGACUUCACCAAAAACGGCGUCAGCAUCACGGGAGGUAUUUUGAAGGCUCCGGAUUCCACUGGUGCCUUUACCGCUGGCAAAGGUGGCGUUGCGCUGUCCUGGUUUGUUGAGAAUCUGGAUGAUUCUGUCAAGGCGAUUGAAGGCGCAGGCGGCAAGGUCCUCACUGGGGAGGAGAAGGAGGGUGACAGUGGCCUUUUGAGAUACUUUGCUGAUAGUGAAGGCAAUAUCGGGUCUAUUUAUAUGAUGGUUCAGUAG